Spirodela intermedia is the source of this 1985-nucleotide messenger RNA. The record is from the annotation of a GenBank genome assembly. Lineage: Eukaryota; Viridiplantae; Streptophyta; Magnoliopsida; Alismatales; Araceae.
AUGGACGAGAGGAACAGCGACGUCACGGAGAAGGCAGAUGAAAUGAUACUGCCCGGUUUCCGGUUCCACCCGACAGACGAGGAGCUGGUGGGGUUCUACCUCAAGAGGAAGGUCCAGCAGAAGCCCCUCUCGAUUGAGCUCAUCAGGCAGCUCGAUAUCUACAAGUAUGAUCCAUGGGAUCUCCCAAGUAGGUUUCUUCGAAUCACUCUCAAAUGUCUAUCGUUCUCUCUUUCUUCUCUUCCGCAUGUAAGGAGAACUUGACCUCGAGGAAGUCUACCGUAAAAGACCUGAUGCUUCUCAUCUUUGAGCACUACCCAGACAGGAUCUGAACAUACUUUCAUUUAACGACCAAUUUUUCUUCAAGGGUGGGCUGCAUUGAGAGUUAUUGGCGUUCGUUCUUGUAUUGUAUCAAAUUUUCUUGAAUUUCCCCUUCCUUUGACUUGCACUGGCUAACAUAGAUGGAUGGUGCUCUCUCUCUCUCGCUCGCUCGUUCGCUUCACAUCUCUUAGGUACGCCAGGAGAACCCAGGUAUGCCAAAGUGGAGAGUGUUUAGGUCAGACAUACCGGUGAAUAGCUAAAGCGGUUGAAUCCUAUGGCUGCACUGAGGAUACCCUAGACCAAUAAUGAAACUAGAGACUAGAAUCAUUAGGAAAUAAUCGCUAACGAAUUUUCCCAGCUCUCUCUCUCUCUCUCUCUCUCUCUCUAGACUUCACCGCAGCUCUCAGCUAGGUUCCAUGCCAGAUGGCAGCAUUGGCCAAGAUCCCGUAGCUUUUUCCCUCAAACUCGUAUGGUUAGAUCUUCAAUGAGAUGAUGGUAGUAAGCCACAAAAAAUCGAUAGCAAUCUCGUCCUCUCGUAUGUUAUUAUUCAUUCAACGGAUAUACAUAUAUAUCUAUAUGAAGAUUUCAUCAUGUCUACAUCUUGAUGGACCCUGACGUUGAGAGCUUGUUUACAAUCUGUCGUUGAAGAAAUGGCGACCACCGGCGAAAAGGAAUGGUACUUCUACUGCCCGAGGGACAGGAAGUACAGGAACAGCGCAAGGCCCAACCGGGUCACCGGUGCCGGGUUCUGGAAGGCCACCGGCACGGACAGGCCAAUCUACUCGUCGGAGGGAGCCAAGUGCAUCGGCCUGAAGAAGUCCCUCGUCUUCUACAGGGGCCGGGCGGCGAAGGGUGUGAAGACCGACUGGAUGAUGCACGAGUUCCGGCUUCCCUCUCUCGCCGACUCUUCACUCCCCAGGAGCCAGACCGACAAGGGCGUUCACCCUAACGUUCGUAUUGGCGAGUUAUUGAUCAGUUUUAUAGGUGGAUUCUUGCGGCUGAUUCAUCUCCGAUAUUGUGUGCGAUUACAGGACUCAUGGGCCAUCUGUAGAAUCUUCAAAAAGACCAACUCCAUGGCGCGCAGAGCUCCACCCCAUCUUUGGGCGUCUUCAUCGCCUGGAGCACCCCCCGCCGCAGACCUCUUCGCCCACGCCCGCGGCCUCCAGUUCCCCCACCAGCUCGCCUCCAAGAAGGAUUCCUGCGCCACCGAGCACGGCCCGCCGGCCCAGUUCAGUGGCUACGCCGGCGUCUUGCACCAUCACCAGCUUCAGCCUCUCCUCGACUUCACGCCAUCGUCAUCGUACAGACCCAUCGUCGGCAUGGGCUACUCGAAGCCGGUCACCCUCCCGUCUUCCGCAGGCUUCUUCUUCCCUCCAGCGGAAGCUGCCCCAUCAGCGGGCAUAGACUUCGGCCUGCAGCAGCGGUACCAGCAGCCGCCGCAGCAGCAGCUGUUCGGCUCGGCUCCUGAGAUAGCAGUAGAGAUCAAUGGCCAUAUGGGGAGCGGAGAACCCGGGAGCAGCCACUGGGGGACCCUGCAGACAAUCGCCUUCCCCUUCAGCAUCUCCUCGCACCCUCCGGACUUCCUGAAAUCUCACCAGACCUGGGACUCCGCGGCCUGCCCGAGCGAGAUGUCCACCGGCUACUCCGUCAGCAAGUGCUACACUUAA